Magallana angulata is the source of this 1287-nucleotide messenger RNA. RefSeq lists its product as uncharacterized. The record is from RefSeq and is a predicted model, not a curated record. NCBI's taxonomy places the organism in Eukaryota, Metazoa, Mollusca, Bivalvia, Ostreida, Ostreidae. The coding region runs from base 71 to 850 and encodes 259 amino acids. Gene Ontology annotation, cellular component: plasma membrane. The transcript has 3 exons.
UACACUAGUACUGAACAUUGACGUAAACCUAGUAACACAUCGGUUUACCCUGUUUACGGUUGUUGAGAAUAUGAAAUCAAAGCGGGUGUCUGGUCACGUAAAUAUUCACAGGGGCCUCAUUGUAACCCUCUGUCUGAUUAUGGAGUUUGAUAUCGGGCAAUGUGACGCAAGAUUCUGUGUUAAUGUCCCCAGCUUACACAUGGACGCCGCAAGCAAAAUCUGGAAUUUCCUACAAGUCAACGACAGACUGAUAAAGAGUGACGUUAUAGUGGGUCUCGGGACUCAUGACACUCGAGUCGCCAUGGAAACAGCUAUGCUGUGGUUUGAAGGAUGGGGCGACGUCAUCGUUUUCACGGGGCGAUCAGGUAACCUUACGAAAGGCCGAUGGAACAGAUCGGAGGCUGAAGUUUUUCGGGAUAUCGCAAUAUCGAUGGGUGUGCCAUCUUGUAAAAUUUACAUUGAAACCGAAAGUAGAAACACGGGUGAAAACAUUCGUUUUACACAUGACCUGCUGAAGAAAAGAAAUAAAGUUCCACAUCGUAUAAUACUGGUUCAGAAGCCCCACAUGGGUAAGCGAACCGUGGCGACAUUCUGGAAGCAGUGGCCUCAAUCGAACACUCCCAUCGUGUCUCUGGUUGUUAGAACUUUAAGGAUAACUCUCGAACGUUACCCUAAUAAUGACGUAGGUGAUUUGGGUGACGUAAUAUCUGUAAUGAUGGGAUAUCUACAGCGCCUACCUCUGUAUCAUAAACUCGGUUUCCAAACACAUGUUCACAUACCUUCUGAUAUUUGGGAUUCGUUUUUGUUUCUGCAAAAAACUGGAUUGUAUAACUCUCAUUUUAUUUCAUAACUAGGCAUAUAGUUUGAAGUAUCUUCAUAUCAUAAAUGGUUUUCAAUUCGGAAGAUUUUUUCACACUUUCAGCUUUGCAUCUUAUACUUUUAAUACAAACAUAUUUAAGUACAGUCAGAGUAACAUAUUUACUAAAAUUAUUAUACACUUAUAUUCAAUUCUACAGUGAAAAUAAUGCAACAAUAAGUUAACUGUUCUACAAUAUUUGAUACAUGAACAUUGUACACCAUUGCCAAUGAACAAUUUCUCGUUACACGAGAUUUUGCCUUCGUGCAGUCGUUACUAGAUUUUAAUUUUUAUAUUGAUAGACAAUAUAAAAACUAUAUAAACACUUUAAUAAAUGUAGAUAUAAUUAUAUUAAUCAUAAUUUAUUCUUUGUAUAUAUCGUGGGAAAAAGUGAUUAAACUGUCCGUCCAGCCUACUGUACGAGUUCAUUU